Molecule: messenger RNA, 2085 nt
Organism: Mesocricetus auratus (golden hamster)
Lineage: Eukaryota; Metazoa; Chordata; Mammalia; Rodentia; Cricetidae
Gene: Zbtb25
Product: zinc finger and BTB domain containing 25
Exons: 3
Coding region: 543-1859 (438 amino acids)
Biological process (GO): regulation of transcription by RNA polymerase II
Cellular component (GO): nucleus
Molecular function (GO): protein binding; DNA-binding transcription factor activity, RNA polymerase II-specific; RNA polymerase II cis-regulatory region sequence-specific DNA binding
Source: RefSeq, a predicted model, not a curated record
AGUUUCUAAGGCAGGUAGCGCCCAACCCUAAUAAUUCAUUCCCACACACACACGGGUUUUAUCAUAGCUAACUGGUUUUUCUUUUUGAAGUCUGCCCCCAUCUUAUCUCCAUCUCCCUAGUACUCAUUUGGAGAAAUCAAGCCGUUAUCAGUUGCUUAGGAAACGCACAGCGCUGUACCUGGAACCUGAUAGCAGCUAGUGUUGUGUUUUAUAAAUUAGCUCCCGUAUCCCUGUAAGGGAUUAAACUUGGCGUUCUUUAGAGACUGGAGCAAGUUCUUUAAAAGCUGCAGAGCUGUUGAUUGGCAGGAUUAAAGUACGUCUUGGAGUCUGGGUUUUCAGAACUGAAAAGGACCUUAAGUAAAAUCGAGUCCAUCCGUCUCGUUUCACAGAAGACACCGGACCUGGCAUAGUGCUCAUCAAGAUUCUGCACCUUUCAUAGUCAGGCUUUAGGGCUGCAGACAAUUUUGCUAUUGAACUUGCCUUUGUGCCCUGGGGGCAGUGCCUGCUCUUACACUUGGAUUGCAGGACUUCUCAGAGCCACAAUGGAUACUGCUAGCCAUAGCCUUGUCCUUCUGCAGCAGCUGAACAUGCAACGAGAAUUUGGUUUUCUGUGUGAUUGCACAGUUGCAAUUGGAGAUGUUUACUUCAAAGCCCACAGAGCGGUACUUGCUGCUUUUUCCAACUAUUUCAAGAUGAUAUUUAUUCACCAAACAAGUGAAUGCAUAAAAAUACAGCCAACUGACAUCCAGCCCGAUAUAUUCAGCUACUUGUUGCAUAUUAUGUACACAGGAAAAGGGCCAAAACAGAUUGUGGAUCAUAGUCGUUUGGAGGAAGGGAUCCGAUUUCUCCAUGCUGACUACCUUUCCCACAUUGCAACUGAAAUGAAUCAAGUAUUCUCACCAGAGACUGUACAGACCUCAAAUCUCUAUGGUAUACAGAUUUCAACAACCCAGAAAGCAGCUGUCAAACAAGGGCUGGAGUUCAAAGAAACUCCUCCCAGUAGCAGUGGAAACCGAGCUGCUGUCCAAGGUGACCACCCCCAGCUGCAGCUCUCUCUUGCAAUUGGGCUAGAUGAUGGAAGUGCCGAGCAGCAGAGGGCCCAUCCUGCGGCCCAGGCUGUGGAGGAGCACCAGAAGCCCCCAGUGUCCAUCAAACAGGAGAGAUGUGAUCCAGAGACUGUGAUCUCCCAAGGCCACGCCUCGUCCUCUUCAGAAGUGACCGGUCCCUCUUUUACAGAAAACAAUAUCAGGGUCCACUUAUGCCAUUACUGUGGGGAGCGUUUCGAAUCCCGCAGUAGCCUGAGGCAGCACCUGCACACCCAUGUGUCUGGAUCUCUCCCGUUUGGUGUUCCUGCGUCCAUUUUGGAAAGUAACGACCUUGGUGAAGUACAUCCUCUGGGCGACAGCAGUGAGGCUCUUGAAUGCCGGAGGCUUAGCUCCUUCCUCGUCAAGGAGAACGAGCAGCAGCCGCCGCCGCCUGAGCACUCGAGCCGUGGCCCCGCAGAGCCUUUACAGAUCAGUCAAGUGUCUUUGAUCUCCAAAGACACAGAGCCAGUAGAAUUAAACUGCAAUUUUUCUUUUUCAAGAAAAAGAAAAAUCAGUUGUACUAUCUGUGGCCAUAAAUUUCUUCGAAAGAGCCAGUUACUGGAACACAUGUAUACACACAAAGGUAAAUCUUACAGAUACAACAGAUGCCAAAGGUUUGGAAACUCAUUGGCCCAGAGGUUUCAGCAGUAUUGUGACAGCUGGUCCGAUGUCCCCGUGAAAAGUUCUCGCUUGUCACAAGAACAUUUAGACUUGCCUUGUGCCUUAGAGUCAGAACUCACACAAGGAAGUGUGGAUACCAUCCUUGUCGAGUAGUAGCUUCUCCUUUAGAAUUUUUAUACCAAUCUUGAAAAAGAUUCAUGCACCAUUUUUAAUUCAUAAAGUAUUUACCUCCUCGUGGUCUGUUGACUUAAAAUAAUCUGUCCCUGGUUUUGAGCUUGUUCAUACAAGUUCUUAUUAUAAGACAUGGCUAUUAAAUGUAACUUUCCAAUUAUCCUAUGAGCUUUUUUUAUAAAUUAAAUCAUAAUUUGAAAAACGGAAA